Drosophila arizonae is the source of this 2259-nucleotide messenger RNA. RefSeq lists its product as uncharacterized. Gene Ontology annotation, cellular component: nucleus. Gene Ontology annotation, biological process: regulation of DNA-templated transcription. The record is from RefSeq and is a predicted model, not a curated record. NCBI's taxonomy places the organism in Eukaryota, Metazoa, Arthropoda, Insecta, Diptera, Drosophilidae.
CUCAGCGGGCUGCCAGUCGUCGGCCAGCCAGCCAACCAGGAGGCGCGCCCAGGCGCGCUCUGCACACAAUAAAACCACAGAAUAUGUUGGCAACUGGCAAAGCAGAUGGAUUGUCGAGAGAGCGGGAGAGCAAUAGCCGUGUGCCAGCAACGGCAGAGCAGAGUGCCGAGCAUAAGGGGUGACGACGAUUCGAAUUGGAAGCUCUCUCGCUCUCGGAGUCCAACAACAGAAUCAGGACAGAUGUGCGAGUGCCGCGAGUGAGCGGAGAGUUUCGCGUUUGAAUGGGACAAUAUGAAAAUUCCAAGUGGACUCGCUGCUCCGGUGGUGGCAAACGGCGACUACUUAAAGAGGAACAGAUUGCGUGCGGGCAGCAGUCGAAAACAGAGCUUCGAAACGAACGGUGCCACACAUUAGUUGACAAGUGCAUAGCAAUCCCAAAAUAGAACUCCAUAGAGACUACGCCAAAAGUAUAGCAAGUGUCCAGUGCGAUGAACUUGCUCAUGGAUAGCCUGCCGUCGCAUGCGAAUCCCGCCGUGCGUCGUACAACACCGCCACAACAGCAAACCGAGCUGCGCAUCUCCACCAGCCCCACGGCAACAGCAGCAACAGCAACAAUGACACAGCAACAACACUCCAACAACAACAACAACAAUGAGCAGCCCAGCGUCAAGACCACACUGAAGCGCUCCUUUGACGUGGCCUUUCUGAUGAUGCCCGAUGAGCGCAUCAAGCAGAAGCAGGCCGAGAAGCAGGCACGCCUACAGGAGGCACUGCAGCAGCAUCAACAGCAGCCGCUCCAAUUGAAUCACUAUCCCACGGAUUUGUCACCUCGCGCUGCCGCCUCACAGCCGCCCUCGCCGGCGGCUCUGGAGUACAUUAGUUUGCUGGAGGCGCGCCAGCGCUAUCCGCAGCUGGCCAUACGUUCGCCCAGGGUCUACGAUGAUCCCACGCUGGUCAUACCGUUGGUGGACUCGCCAGAGGCAACAGUUUCACCGCCACCGCCACCCAUGCGCAGCGCCUUCACCAAGGUGGCCUCCUCGCUGUCCAGCUCAUCGUCGCCCUCGACGGUGUCGCGGCUGGAGUCACCGGUGGAUGUGAGUGCUCCGCCACUUAGCCCCGAUCAGUUGAGCUGCCACUCCAUGAGUCCACCGGUUGCCACGCCCCCACCGCGCACAAACAGCGGCGGCGGCGGCAGUCUUGGCAACAAUGCACCAGCAGGAGCAGCAGCAGCAGCCGCGGGACCCAACAGUUUGCCCAACGGCAUGCCAGCCAAUCCCAUCAUGUAUCACAACUUUCGGCCAGAGUAUCAAUUCAAUGGUGCUUUCCAGGCUGUGAAUCCGAUGCAGGCGCUUCAAGCACAGCAGCGAUUGAAGCAGCAGCUGCUCUACAGGCCGCCAAUUGCACCAAAUGGCCACAGUCCCAAUAGCUGCUCAUCGAAUCCCUCGUCGCCGCCAACGGGUCCGCCGCAAGAGUUUCUGCAUGCCUAUCCAGGAUUUGGGCCGCCUCCGCAUCCGUUCGCAGUCGCUCAGCCCCUGCAGAAUCCGGCCGCAGCCGCCAUUCUCUCCACGCUUAUUCCACCGACGCUGGCGUCCACCUUCACGCUGACCGCGCAGAAUGUCUGCGCCAAGUGCAACAUUAGCUUCCGCAUGACCAGCGAUCUGGUCUACCACAUGCGCUCCCACCACAAGAGCGAGGUGGCCUGCGAUCCGAAUCGACGCAAGCGCGAGGAGAAGCUGCGCUGUCCCGUCUGCCAGGAGACGUUCCGCGAACGGCAUCAUCUCACCCGACACAUGACCGCGCACCAGGACAAGGCCAGCGAUCAUCAGCCCACGCCGGAGGAGUCCAGCAACGACAAUGAGAUCAUCAAUGUGGUUGGUGGCACGCCGCCGGGACGCCGAUCUGGCGGCGGUGCCAAAUGAUCCAAGAAUUUCUUCGGAUACUUUUAAGCUGCUGCGCGUUUUGUUAGGCUAGAGUCCGUAACACUUCCUCCCAACCCCCUGCCCCAGAAAUGUUUCCAUUGUGAUAUUAAGUUUAGUUACAGCCCCAACCUAAGUUAAAGAACCGUAGCCAUUUACCUUAUAUAGUGCAAUUCUUAUCGCAACCGACCAAACUUUGUUUCCCCCAUCCCAUUAGCGGUAGGCCAGGCUGAGCUCGAUCAAUCCUGCCCGUUUUAUCAUUGUAAAAUACUAGAACUAAGUCACAUGCUCAUCGGAAUUAAGUAGUUGAUGUGCGUCUUAAUGUUUACAAAUAAAUAUCUAA